Molecule: messenger RNA, 1859 nt
Organism: Pyricularia grisea
Lineage: Eukaryota; Fungi; Ascomycota; Sordariomycetes; Magnaporthales; Pyriculariaceae
Exons: 3
Coding region: 83-1711 (542 amino acids)
Biological process (GO): transmembrane transport
Cellular component (GO): membrane
Molecular function (GO): myo-inositol:proton symporter activity
Source: RefSeq, a predicted model, not a curated record
GCCUAACAAACACCUCUUGCCCUCCGUUCUCAAUUCAAGUUCAUCGACUGCCUCCUCUAUUUUUUUUUUAAAGAAAAAAAAAAUGACAGGGGCCGAAGCGCCGUUAAUAGCAAAUAUUGACGCUACCGGAGAACUAGAGCAGGAAAACAAUUUAUCCCAGGGUGUUCAUGAAAAUGACACCAAUUUGUCCAGAUUACCAGACGCACCACCCGGCCUGUUUAUCUGGCUGCUGGUGUUGUCAGCAGGUAUAAGUGGACUCCUUUUUGGAUACGACACUGGAGUAAUAUCAUCCACGUUGGUCUCCAUCGACGACUCACUCUCGGACCGUCAGCUCACGUCUCUAGACAAGUCAGUGAUCACGUCGUGCACUUCGCUAUUUGCUCUCUUAAUCUCGCCGUUUUCCUCGUCCAUAGCCGACAGCUUGGGUCGGAAACGUGUCAUUCUGGUUGCCGACCUUCUCUUUGCCGUCGGUGCCAUCUUACAGGCAUGCAGCGACACGGUGGCCGAGAUGGUUGCUGGCCGGUCCAUUGUCGGUGCCGGAGUCGGGGCCGCGUCCUUUGUAGUGCCUCUUUACAUCGCAGAGACCGCUCCGGCCGAUCACAGGGGCAAGCUCAUCACCAUCAAUGUGCUGUUUAUCACGCUGGGUCAGGUGGUUGCAUACGUGAUCGGGUGGCUUUUCGCCGAGUAUGGUGACAAGUCCAGCGGCUGGAGGUGGAUGGUCGGUUUAGGAGCCGUCCCUGCAGUUGUGCAGACGGUGCUCCUCCUAGGAAUGCCAGAGACACCACGUUGGUUGGUCAAGGCUGGUCGGAAAGAAGAGGCACUCGAGGUGAUUCGCCGUGUCGCCGGUGGCAAGCACAGAUCAACAUCCGACAGGGUGGCUCAUCGAGUCCUUGAGGAGAUCGAGGUCGAGAUUCGUGAAGAGUCCGAAGCCCGUAGAAGGCUCUUGGCCAGCCGUGAAGGGAUGCAGUCAACGAGGCCAGGGUGGAUGGAGACAUGGUCAGAGCUUAUCAAGGUCAGGCGGAAUAGACGAGCUCUGAUUGUCGCCUGCCUUCUCCAGGGACUACAGCAAUUGUGUGGAUUUAACUCCUUGAUGUAUUUCUCCGCAUCCAUAUUCACAAUGGUCGGUUUCGCGACGCCAACUCUAACAUCGUUAACGGUUGCCGUUACAAACUUUGUCUUUACAGUGCUGGCGCUUUUGCUAGUAGACCGCAUUGGCAGGCGCCGGAUACUUCUCUACUCCCUACCUUUUAUGAUUGUUGGUUUGCUGCUUGCAGCUUUUGGCUUCUCGUUCAUAUCGAUAUCUCCGGGCCCAACAUCAUCACCGAAACCUCACCCAGCUAAGGCUGGCGACGCACAACUGUCCCCACAGGCCGCAGCAGUUAUGAUACUCAUCAGCAUUAUGAUAUACGUUGCAUCCUACGCCAUUGGGCUCGGGAAUGUUCCGUGGAUGCAAAGCGAACUCUUUUCGUUGAGCGUGCGAUCGGUCGGCAGUGGGGUCGCGACGGGGACCAAUUGGUUGGCCAACUUUGUGGUGGGCUUGACGUUCUUACCAUUGAUGGAUGCAUUUGGGCCGCCGGCGACUUUUACCAUGUACGGGGUGAUUUGUGGUGUUGGUCUCGUGCUCAUCUGGCGGAUCUAUCCCGAGACGACGGGGUUAAGUCUAGAGGAGGCGGCAAGCCUGCUUGAAGGUAGCGCCUGGAGGGUACGGUAGGGCUGCGCCUACGUAUAUAGGUAUUUACUAUAUAUAGAAGCAUAUUUUGAUACCAAUCUGGUCUCGUCUGGUGUGUAGUGGGUGGGAACGGGAGGAUGAAAAAAGAUUAAAUCCUAACUCGCGACGAGGUUUGUCAUUUGAAGGCAUA